AUGGCGACGAGAAAAUCAUCAUCAACAACAACAACAACAGUGCUGUUCGAAGAUAUGUUGCCAUUAAUGGCGAAUAAGCUUGGAGGAGAAGGUCUAAUAAAGGAACUUUGCAAUGGGUUUCGUCUUUUAAUGGAUAAAGACAGAAAAGUUAUUACAUUUGACAGCUUGAAGAGAAACUCUGCCGCUGUUCUUGGCUUGAACGAUCUUCUGGACGACGAGUUAAUGAGCAUGAUGAGAGAAGGAGACAUUGAUGGUGAUGGUACUCUAUCGGAGAUGGAGUUUUGUGUUUUGAUGUUUAGACUUAGUCCUGAGUUGAUGGUUCAGUCUCAAAAUUGGCUCCAUGAUAGCUCCUCUUAA
Molecule: messenger RNA, 357 nt
Organism: Impatiens glandulifera
Lineage: Eukaryota; Viridiplantae; Streptophyta; Magnoliopsida; Ericales; Balsaminaceae
Product: calcium-binding protein PBP1-like
Exons: 1
Coding region: 1-357 (118 amino acids)
Molecular function (GO): calcium ion binding
Source: RefSeq, a predicted model, not a curated record